CCGCAGCAUGGCAGAACCGGCAAAACACGAGCGAUACCGGGCGGGGAAGUCGACCCGAGGCCGUGCUUGCUGCUUCUGUCCGGCUUCCUACGCCGAACAGCAUUUCACGUCUACUACGCGUGUCAUAUAUCGCCGGUCGCUAUGGAGUCUCUCCGUUCUUCUAUUGAGGGUUCGCAGCCCCCAAGCAAGCGUCAGAAAAGGAAGACUAUCGCAUNGUCGACGUUGCCAUGAUCAAAAGACCAAGUGUGAUGGCGAGAAGCCUUGCAAGAAUUGUUUGCAAUCAGACAAGACUUGCGAGUAUCCAAUGCGAGAUAGAAAGGUCACUGUGAAUGAAAGUUAUAUACAACAAUUGCUUGCCGAGAACGAGCGCCUCAAGCAGAGUGUGAAUGACGAUACAAGCCAUGAGGAUACAACAGAGAUCACCAAUGGGGAUGACGAGAGACGAGGAGAUAAUCCUCUUAUUGAAAAAGAGGCAUGGUUCAUGCCGUAUGAUCCCAGUCCUAUUUACAUCGGUGAGGCUGCUUGCACAGGCUUCUCAACACGAGUUCGGCAGCUUCUGUUGGAUGCUGCUUUGAACACAACCGCGCAAUGGCCGAGCAGACCUCAAGCUUUCUUGUUGAUCAACACUGCUCUUAAUACAAUCGGCAAGUGUUACCAUUUAUGUCCCGCUAGUGCAGUGCGGACUACGCUCGACCGCGCUUACCAAGACUUGCGAUCUCUUGACCAGCUGGCAGUCUGCAAAUUGUUCGUCCUCUUCGCGCUGGGAGAGGCAUACUCUAUCAGGUCACCAUUAGACAACACGGGAUUGCUACCUGGACUUCACUAUUUCGCAAGAGCAAAAACCAUUCUUCGAGUCAUUCCGGAACGACCAAAAAUCGACCACAUUGAGAUUCUCGUCAUGUUUGCUUUAAUGAUGAGCUCCAAAGUCGGCUAUCCGACACUCCUAAAGGACGAGGAUGUCGAGGUAGACCUUCCCACCGACGAAGGCUUGACGGAAGCACAAAAAGAUGACUUCAUAGAUGCCGACUACCUCACUGCUAGUAUUAGUCUAGCUCGCAUCGCUGGCGGUAUUAUUGGCAGUCUUUACAGCCGAAGAAAACUUCCUGACACUUUCUCGCAACGAGUGCAAGCCGUCUUCCGUAAACUCCGAGAUUGGGUCGAGGCCCUACCACCGAGCAUGCAACUACGACAGGAAGAUGCAUCGAGCCAGGUUGCACGACAUAUUGUCAUGCUACAUCUAUCAUUCAACCAGUGUGUUAUACUAGCCACUCGGCCUAUACUGCUCCAUGUCUUCAGAAUCUCGAACAAGAUUGGAGGUGCUACAGAAGAAAUUUCUCAAGCAACUCUAGCAUUGGCAUCGACAUGCACUCACUCAGCAUCCCACAGCUAUCGCUUGCUGAUGCGAAGUUGGGUCAAUGGCUCUUUCUUCACCCUUGACUAUCUGUCUGCUCAAUAUUUGUUUGCUUCAGCCACCGUCCUGGCAAUAUCGAGCCUUUCUCCCGACAGCCAUGCAAAGUCGCAUCAAAACGAUCUGGAAUCAGCCACUCAUCUCUUACGUCAACUGAGCAUGCUAGGUAAUCUGGCAGCUUCCGAAUUCUGCACACACCUAGAUGCUGUGCUGAGAUCUACUGUCACUUUCAAAGCCUCGAGAGGUGAAUCUAGUGAAGCCUCGACCAUGGUUCAGGCCAGUCCCGCUGCUAGUCGUCCUGAUACUGUCACCACUGAGAUGGCACUUUUCGGUCCUCUGGUGGGGGACUUUCUUACGCAAACGGACACUGAGCUUGGUGUACCUUUGCUUCUCGAUGACAGUGCUCUGGAUUGGAGUGCGUGGGCUGGCGUUCUGGCUGAUCAGGAACCCACCCCUGGACAUAUUAACAUUGGACUU
Molecule: messenger RNA, 1885 nt
Organism: Aureobasidium uvarum
Lineage: Eukaryota; Fungi; Ascomycota; Dothideomycetes; Dothideales; Saccotheciaceae
Source: the annotation of a GenBank genome assembly